CCGCCGCCUCCCCCCGGGCGGAAGCGAGCCGAGCGGCGGCUGUUGCCGCGGCGGCUGCCGCGCCUGAAGGACCGGGAAUGGCGGACGGGGUUCGCUCGCUGCUCGGCGGCAGCCCGGCCUCCAGCCCGGUGCUGGGCAGGCGGGGCUGCGUCUCGUCGUCGUUCUCUUCAUCCUCUUCUUCUUCGUCCGCCAUCCCGACGGGUCACAGCUUCCGCAGGGUGACCCUCACCAAACCCACCUUUUGCCACUACUGCACCGACUUCAUCUGGGGGCUGGCCGGAUACCAGUGUGAGGUUUGCAACUUCAUGUCCCAUGAGAAGUGCCUCAAGAAUGUCAACAUACCUUGCUCAUGUAUUGCUCCCAGCCUUGUAAGGGUUCCAGUUGCACACUGUUUUGGGCCUCCAGGACAUUACAAGAGAAAGUUCUGCACAGUGUGCAGGAAGUCACUGGAGUCACCUGCCUUUCGAUGCGAAGUCUGUGAGCUGCACGUCCACACAGAUUGUCUCCUGUUUGCUUGCAGCGAUUGCCGGCAGUGUCACCAGGAUGGGCACCAGGACCACGACACUUACCAUCACCACUGGAGGGAGGGAAACCUUCCUUCAGGAGCUCGGUGUGAAGUCUGCAAAAAAACCUGUGGCUCUUCUGAGGUGCUGUCUGGCAUGAGAUGUGAAUGGUGCGGCAUCCUGGCUCAUGCUGCUUGCUAUGUAGUUGUCAGUCCAGAAUGUACCUUUGGAAGAUUAAGGAGUAUGAUCCUCCCUCCAAGCUGUGUGCAGUUAUUUUCUCGCAACUUCAGCAAACUGCACUGUUUUCGAAUAUCAGAAAACCUGCAAACAGAAUCAGAUGAAGGUGAUGAUGUUGACGGGUCAACACAGGGACCAGCAAAAGAUGUCCAAAUUUCAACAGAUUCAAGCAAACAAACAUUAAAGAUCUUUGAUGGAAGCGACGCAGUGAAACGCAAUCAAUUUCGACUGAUUUCAGUUCCAAGGAUUGCAAAAAAUGAAGAAGUUGUGGAAGCUGCUUUGAGAGCAUACUAUAUAAAUGAUGACCAGCAGGAGUACGAGCUGCAGACCUUCACGCAGCAGGCGCUGCUGUCUGAUGACAUUAUCAACAGGAACGAUGCUGCAGAGGACAGCAACUUGGGCUCAGUAUUCCGAGAAUCUGUUCCUGAAGCUUGGAUUAUUAGAGCCAAACCAAAGGAUGAGGAGGUGAUCAGAAUUUAUCCUGCCUGGCUGCAUGCAUCUCACCAAGAAGAUGGAACUUUACCUGAACUGCAUCUGCAAACAAGUGAGGACAGGGAGGGAAUGGCAUACGUUUCUCUUCGAGUAAAUAAGGAUAGCACUAUACAGACUGUGAUCAAAGAAGUGCUUCCUUUACUUGGAAGACAGACGGAGUGCCUCCAGAAUUUCAAAGUGGUGGAAGUGCUUAUGGGCAGUAAGCAAGUUCAGCGCAUGGUGUUGGACAAUCAGGAGCUGAUUCUAAACAGACUUGAAGACAUAAGAAAGAUUUCAAUACGUCAGAUGAAUCAAACAAGGUUUUACAUAGUGGAAAACAGUAAAUCCACUGUACAAGUGAAUAUGUUUGUUGGUGGGCUUCCACCCCAGCUUUCUCCUGAAGAGUACAUGAAUAUUCUCAAGGACGAAUUAGCUAUCAAAACAAAUGUAGUAUCUCUGAGUCAUGUUUAUCAAGCACAAGGCGCUGUCGUGCUCGAAAUCUCGUGUUUUUCUGAAGCUGAAAGAAUAUAUAUGCUAGCUAAGGAUACAACCAUCAAUGACAAGCCUCUGAAUGCUGUGGUGAUUCCAGAAGUUAUGGCUUCCAAGAUACCACAGAACUGCUGGCCACUUCUUGUGUUUGUGAACCCGAAAAGUGGUGGUCUGAAAGGUCGGGACCUGCUCUACUGUUUUAGAAAGCUGCUGAAUCCACAUCAGGUCUUUGAGCUCACCAAUGGUGGUCCUUUGCCUGGGUUUCAUAUGUUCUCCAAAGUCCCCUCUUUCCGAGUGCUGGUGUGCGGAGGUGAUGGCACUGUGGGUUGGGUGCUUGGUGCACUGGAGGAGAUCAGGCACAAGCUGGUGUGCUCAGAGCCUUCUGUUGCCAUCCUGCCUCUGGGAACAGGUAAUGACUUAGGACGAGUCCUGCGCUGGGGAGCUGGCUACAGUGGAGAGGACCCCUACUCCAUUCUGAUCUCUGUGGAUGAAGCAGACGACGUUCUGAUGGAUCGCUGGACUAUUCUCUUGGAUGCUGAAGAGCCUGCUGAAGGUGCAGAGAAUGGCAUGGCAGAACCUGAGCCCCCAAAGAUUGUACAGAUGAACAAUUACUGCGGUCUUGGCAUCGAUGCAGAGCUGAGCUUGGACUUUCAUCAUGCUAGAGAAGAAGAACCAGGGAAAUUUAAUAGCAGGUUUCACAACAAAGGAGUUUAUGUGAAAGUUGGGCUGCAGAAGAUAAGCCAUACCAGAAACCUUCAUAAGGACAUAAAGCUUCAAGUUGACCAGCGAGAGGUGGAGCUACCAAACAUAGAAGGACUCAUUUUUAUUAACAUACCCAGCUGGGGGUCCGGAGCUGAUCUCUGGGGCACUGACAGUGAUGACCGCUUUGAGAAGCCACGCAUUGACGAUGGCCUGCUGGAAGUUGUUGGUGUGACUGGCGUUGUUCACAUGGGUCAAGUCCAAAGUGGUUUUCGUUCAGGCAUCCGCAUAGCCCAGGGCUCAUAUUUUCGUGUAACGCUCCUAAAGCCAAUUCCAGUUCAAGUUGAUGGAGAGCCCUGGAUUCAAGCCCCAGGACGGAUUAUUAUUUCUGCUGCGGGACCAAAGGUUCAUAUGUUGAAAAAAUCCAAGCAGAAAAAAAAAACUGGAAGCCUGAGAGAGGUGAGAGCGGACAGCAUGUCAAGCAUGCCAAGGGGGACGCUAAACGGAGACCUGCGCUCAGAAGCGAUGCAGCACAACUACUGUAGAUGCCAAGAUAGUGCAGUAAAACUGAGUGCAGAUAACUGGUGAAGCAGCGUUGUUUAUGAGUGUGCCUUCAUUACAUUUUGAUAGUACUGGGUUCUACUUAGUCUUUCAGAGAUAGUGCCUCGCCGUUACAAGUAACUGUUAAAUACCACUUGCCUCGUUUGAGAUGUUUUCUUUGGGUUGCUCUUCCAUAAACCGUUGCCCAGUUUUUUUUAUGUGUAUGGACACUGAGGCCAAACAAAGAUUAUAAGAUGCCAAGAUUUCUGCUUCUGCUUUCACAGAGACUCUUCCCAUCCUCUCUGCUUUUUCUUUUAGAAAACUAUUCCAUAGAAAAACUCAGUGCAUCUUUCCAUAAAUGAAACUGUUGUUUUAAGUUAAUGCCUCCAGUAACCUUAAAACCAAGAAAAGGUGAAGACAUGAGCUGCUGAGAGCUCCUUGGAUCAGUCCAAAUAACACAGCUGAGACAGCACUACCUUAGAAGAGAGGAAAUGCAGGACACAGGAGAGAUGAUUUCUCUAAAGCCUGUUGUACUAGGAAGAAAGGAAGUACUAAACAGUUGAGUCCUGCUAUGUCAGACAGCUUAUUUCAACAGCAGUUGUACAGAAUGGAUGAAGGGCAAACAGCUUUUAGAGAACACUGUCAGUUUAAGUUGAAAACAAAGCCUGUUUGAAAGAUAUUUGAAUUUCAGCAGCUACGACUCCAGAGUAGAAAAGGAACUUGAUACUUGGGGCAGUAUUGCAUUAUACUAUUUUCUAUCACUAAGAGCAUUAUCUUUAACAGCAGGCAUUCCUUGUUGUCUUUUCUUGUAUUAUCUCACGCUCACUUAUUUGUUGGGCUGUUAUUUAAAAGCAAGCUCCAAAACUUGUACUUAAUUAACGUAAAGCAAGUAGCAUACAGUGUUCUCUGAAGUGAAUUAGCACAGCAGUAGAGCGGAGCUGAAGUGAGACACACAGUAGUUUCACUCAGGAGAUUUAGGAGGUACUGAAGUCCGUAGAGCGCAUGUAACAUUCUGUAGGGUUCAGGAUAGUAGGAAUAUACCUGUCAUGAAAACUCACCCAGAGUUUUCUGAGUACUUUGUGGUGUUGGUAGUUGUGGACCCAGCGACUCAGUGACUUUACUUUCCCCCUGGGAUGAGUGUGUGCUCUUCUGUCUCAUCUCUAUGAGACUGGCAUCAGCUCUCUUUGCCUACCUGCCUGCUGCCACUGCAGGGAUCCAGCAGCUCUUUCAUAGCUUCCUGCUAGAAGCUGGAACCAGAGCAGGUGCAUUAGUCCUGUACUGCACUACAUAUACCUGCUGACCAUGUCCACAGUCACACUGGUCUUGUCCCACUUCGGUUCUACAGUGACCAAACCUUUCCCUUCAUCCACUGUUCACUGUGCAGGAGGAGACAGUCUGGAUUCUGUGAUUCUGGAUCUUCAUCUCCUUAUCACUAGACAUGGGAUUGUCUCUGCUUCAGAACCUGAAUAGGAAGGAUCCACUGGAGCUCUUGUGGCAUCCUGGUACCAGCAUUCCAAGCAGCAGGAGCAUGUUGUACUUAAGGCUUUGCUUUCAAGCUCAUAAGUUAGAGAAGAAAUCUUAAACACAUUGCUGCUAGUAAUUGUCAAGAAAGCCAAAGAAACUGCUUUUUGUCCUUGGGGUAGCUGAAAGAAAGACUGAAUGGUCUUUCCAAUUGCUGACACAAACAUGGAGAGCAAAGCUUUGCUUUUUGUUACAGAAGACACAUGCGAGCUUUUAAGCUUGUUGGUACUGACCGUCUUCUUCAGCCCAAGUAAAUAAACCUGUCUGGCUGUUUUUCUAGACACAAUCAUCCUGCAGCAUGUAACUGACAGUGUUUUGUGUUCUUGGCUUGCUAGGAGCCUGGCUGUCUCUCCCUGUUGCUUAGUAUCUGUUAUCUGAAAUAACAUGAAACUCCUGGGCCAGAGUAUUUUAAUCGAAGAGCCCCAUGCUGUGACAUAUCCUUCCUUGGGGAUUUUCCAUCUCUGUAACAGGGCUGAAUGGGGGCAGCAUUGUGUUAGCAAGGUGACACAAACACAGCCUUGUCCAGCUGCCCAGGUGGAUCCUGCUGAUGCAUACAAAGGCUUUUGGUUUUCUUCUUUCCUUCUCUUUCCUCUUUUUUCCAUCAGCUGAUUCCCACAUGUUGUUUGAAUAGAUUAAGUAGAUGAGUGCCAAGCUGGAAUGAAGACGUACCCUAAGAAAAACACACUUGGCAUUUAUGGUCUCUCUGCAUCCUAAAAUGAUUCUUAGUAUGUUUUGAAGGCAAAUAGAUUCCUGGGCAGUUGAGAUAGGAAAACUCUUGUAAAAAUUUUAAGAGAAGAAACUGUUGGGCAUCUCUGUUAAGUUUCAGGUACUGUAAGGCCAGCAUAUCAAAGGGAUCGUACAUUUGUUUGGGUUUUGGUUAUUUUUUUUACAUUUUUAUCACACUGGGUAUCUCAAAAGGCCUAUUAUUUUCUUCCAUAGUCUGUAAAACUUCCUUGAAGAGAGGUGCUAACUCUUUACACUUAAUAUGAAACAUCUUGACUUAGCCUUUACACCAAGCAUAAUGAAGAAGUACAGUUAAUAUCACAGUGGGCAGAUAUAUGGUUCUGAGAACUCAGUGGAAAGAGGAGUGCUGUUUGAGUGCUUGCUGAGUAAGGAAAGCAAAGGGAAGGAGGCUCAUGUUGCCCAGACAGAUACUGAACAGUCAGAAAUCAUAACUAUAGACAGCGAGGAGGCUCAGGCUUUGCUGUCCAGGCACAAUCCUUCAUCCUCUCUCUGUUCUGUCCUCUCACCCACAACCAUGCCCAGCACACACAGUACUUCUAGCGUCUCCUGAGGUGCCAUCUCCUGACUCCUCACUUGGUGUCUUACCAAGAUUUCCUAGCAUGAUGAGAGAGAGGUCCUUGAAGCCAUGGUCUGGUGGUUGCUGACCCUGCACAUAGCAGGAAGGUUGAAACUAGAUGAUCAUUGUGGUCCUUUUCAGCCCAGGCCAUUCUAUGAUUCUAUGGUGCAUUUCAAGUGUUCUGGUGUAGCAGACAAGAAAGAUAGUGGUCAGUUGGUUAACAUCUGCUGAUAAGUAUACUGCCUCUGUCCUGACUUAGGAGAACAAAAUUUGAAGGGUUAUCCCUGAGAUGUAGAUACUGCAUCAGAAAAUUUGAUGGUUUUUUUUCCCCCAUGAAUUUUAGACUUGAUUUUUGUACUUUAAAUUGCUGAUGCUUUUGUUGUAUUAAUUUUUAUAUGAAAAUUGGGUAUUUUAUCAAAAACACUUUGUAUGUGUGUGUUUACAUACAUGCUUAUACAUACACACACAUUCUUAAUACAGUCUUUUCUUAUGUCCCAUGGUAGCAUGGUUUUGCAGCUUUUGCUGUGUUGCGGCACUGUGACAGCACUCACUUGUGCUCCUUUCUCUCACCCUUGCGGUCAGCAGGCAGGGCAGCUUUCCUGCUGGGCCACCAGCAUGUACUCCUAAUGGAUGUGUAGUUCCAAAUAUGAUAUGACAGCAAUAGAACCAAAGCACAACUGUAUUCAGAGUACAGUAUCUGCAUGUGUUCCAUCUGAGCUCCUCAUGUUUGUUUGGUUGUUGUUUUUUUUUUGCAUUUAAAUCAUUUUAGUGUGUUUAACGUCAAUGGCAGUGGCUAAUGAAGUGUUUUAAAAUAAGUAAAAAGCAAGUAAGUUUUAAAUGUAGUGUUUUAAAAGCCAAAGCUGAAAUAUAGCCAGUAUAAAUAAGGAACAAAACUAAAUGAAGUGGGUACAGUGUGUGAGCAGGUAUACCAUGUGUUGCACAGCCACCAGCCCACACCCUAGCACUGAAACCAAGAGAGCAGCCAAGAGUCCUUCAGUCUGCACCCCAUACCUCUCUUGUACCACAGUGACAGUAAGUGUGCAUCUUCCCCCCUGGCUAAACUGCUGUCCUGCCCUUUGGACUUGACCUUUAUGCUGAAACUGGUGACAGAGGCAUGAGCGCCAGGUGCUGUGUGUGUGCAGAGGGCAUGGGAAUGGGGUUAUGCUGUUCUUCCAUUUCUGUGUUAGCUUCUGCUCCAGCCAUUUCACUGCUGUGCAGCAAAGGUUCAGCAGCUGCAGGGAUUCACAGGGCAGCACCGCCUCAUUUUCAGCCCAUGACCUUGUGUUCUUCAGUGCAUGUAUCACUUCAUGUACUUUUUGCACUUAGCGGAAGAGGUCAGGUAGUCUUAGGGUUUGAUAGGCAAGUUAGGUAGGCCUAGGGUGUAGCAACAUGGCAGUGUUUGUACUUUUUUGUAAAUAUGGGGAUGAUUCUGCAGAUCUAAAGAUGCACUUUCAGGUAAUGGUGAACGCAAGUUGGUAGAAUGCAACUGUUUAAAACUUCAGGAGCUUCUCUGACCACAGUGCUCCCUGGUCUCCAUCUCUGAUUCUGUUCUCGAGAGCUCCGCUUGGGAACAAGAGAUGGCAUCUUCCCCACAUCGCAGUAUGUAUUUAUAUCUGACUGAAAGUUCACUUGUAUUUUUAAACAAUUACAAAUUGGCUGCUAGUCUAAGGUUUAGGCUCGUUAGUCUGAUUUUAUAGUGAUUUUUCAAGUGAUGUUAAGGUUUAUUUAUAAUGUCGGCGUUUUCUGACUUGAUACUUCCUUGGCUUGUAGGAGAGGUCCAGCUCAGAGCCUCUGUUCCUUUGCUGCUAGCUGUUUUGUUGAACAGUGUAGCCAUUUUAUCUACGGGAUGCAGUGAAAUAAAUGCGAUUUACUGAUUUUAACCUGCAGCCAGUCCAGCAGCUUCGAUGUUUACAGGACAGUGACUACUGAUUGUAAACCCACACACAUCAGUUGAUGCCAUGCACCCUUUUUGCAUCCUGGAAGCGCUGUUUCAGCUUCCUGUGACAGCUAAUGAAAUAGUUGCCUUUUGGUUUAGACUCCUUGCUAUGUCCCUUUAAAGAGAUUUACAUGUGGUUAUAACUUUCCUGAUGUAGAUUCGUAAGACAGACUUUGUACCGUUACAAGUGUUGUAUUGAACUUGUUUUCCAAAAUAUUGGCUUUAUUUUUUGUGAAGAUAAUUUAUCACAGUGUUUAUAAGCAGACUCGUGUUAUUAGAGAGGUUGGUCCAAAGCCCUGAAGUAAAUGUAUUAAAGAUGUAUCACAGAGCAAAGCCUUUUUAGUAGGACAGUGGUGUUACUGUAGCUACCCCUCUCAGCUCUCCUGGCAAUGCUCCCAUUUAACAUGUCACCCUGGCUCAAGUGUGUUGCUUAGGAGAAAACUUGAUUUCAGAAGAUGUGGCUUCAUUUACAUUGUGCACAUCCCAGUUUCCCUUCUGGCAGCAAUUUCAAAUGUAAACACCAGCUGUAGCAGUACAGAUCGCUCAGUUAAAAGCCUGCCCUGGUGCCUGACGGCAGGGUGCAGCAGGUCUGCUGAUGGUCUGGCCCUUACAGCUGCCUCUCCCUGUCCAAAGGAUGUGUCACACACUGGUCCUUUCGCUUUCCAAAGGAAAUAAGGCUCUAAUCAGAUCCUUCCCUGCGUUGACAGUUGCAGCUUGCCUAGCCAUGGCAUCUCUUCCUUUGUGCUGCUGAUCUUGCCAAAGUGGGUAGCAAGAGGUGCUUGAAUUACUGAGUAUUUAUUGUGUUCCUUUUAGGUGCUUAUGAUGCCUUCACUGCUACUUUAAAUGAAAACUGUGGGGAUCUGUAUCAUAGCAAUAGCUGUAUAACUCUAGCUUUCUGAACAUGCCAAAAAGAAGUAAUCCUUGAGGUAGCUGAUUUAGCGAUGUUGUAGAUAGUAGCAACUAAUACCUUGGAGAAGCUGCAAGUUCUAAUAGGAGCAUCUCUGCUUUGAAUGUAAAGCAUCACAGAGUUUGUCAUUUGCUAGAGAUUUCAGUGUCUCUCCUAUUUUCAAACCACCCAUGACAUGUUAAUUCUUCUCAGACUCUGGCUUGGCUAUUGCUUAAAUAACUGUAUUUCACCUCUUGUCACUUAAAUUGGCCAACUCCAAGUGGAUUUCGAGUGAAUGCCAUUUUAAUAUCAAGAUACUUCUAAGUGUCUAAUAACAUCUCUUGUGAAUGUUCUAAUACAUUGGCAGCAAAUCAGGUUGGCCCAACAAGAUGGGGUAGGCUGACCACCAAACAGAUCAGCUGUUGUCUAGUGCUUACUCUUUGUGCACUUACCUAAUAGUUCUGGGAAAAAAAAGUAAAAAUAAAGAAAUAAAGCCUAAGUGUUAGCAUUCAAGUGCUCAAAAACUGUUUCCACAUUGUGUGCCUCAAACUAGUAAUGCAUUACCACACCUUUACUUGUGCACUGGUUUGUAUCAGUGUAACUUGUUUCUCAGUGUCUGCCUUGCAAAUCACUAUGCUGUGCUUACUUGUCUACAGAUAUCUAAUGUACUAAUUGAUUUAAAAGAAAGUUAUUUAUAGAAGAUGGGCUUUCCUCAUAUAUUUAAAUGUCUCUUUGUCCUCGGGUUAUAUUCGUAGAAUAAUUCUGUAUAUAUUUUGCAAUAUGUUUGUGUUUAAUCUGAUUGUACAUUUUGCACUGAUUUGAAAUUGUGUAUUCUAAGUGUUAUUUACAAGUUCCAGAGAUCUAUAACUAGAAUUUGUCUGUGAAAAAUACAACAUAUGUUCCGCCCUG
Coturnix japonica (Japanese quail) is the source of this 9491-nucleotide messenger RNA. NCBI's taxonomy places the organism in Eukaryota, Metazoa, Chordata, Aves, Galliformes, Phasianidae. The record is from RefSeq and is a predicted model, not a curated record.